CCACAUUGUGCUGCCUCUCUUGCUGUGUGUCUGGGCCUGGUGGUGCUUGCUUAACGUGAAACGUUCUCCCAGAGGUCUCAGCUAGCAAACCCUGAGCCGCCAUGUCCAAACCCUUGUCUGACCAUGACAGGAGGAAGCAGAUCUCGGUGCGAGGCCUGGCCGGUGUUGAUAAUGUCACCGAGCUGAAGCAGAAUUUCAACAGGCACCUCCACUUCACGCUGGCCAAAGACAGAAAUGUGGCGACAAAAAGGGAUUACUACUUUGCUCUUGCCCACACUGUCCGGGACCACUUGAUCGGCAGGUGGAUCAGAACCCAGCAGCACUACUAUGAGAAAGAUCCCAAACGUGUGUACUACAUCUCUCUGGAGUUCUACAUGGGCCGCACCCUCCAGAACACCAUGGUGAACCUUGCACUGGAAAAUGCCUGCGAUGAAGCCACAUACCAGUUGGGUCUGGACAUGGAGGAACUUGAGGAUAUGGAGGAAGACGCCGGUUUGGGAAAUGGUGGACUUGGGCGACUAGCCGCUUGUUUCCUGGACUCAAUGGCGUCCCUCGGCCUGGCUGCCUAUGGUUACGGUAUCCGCUAUGAAUUUGGUAUCUUCAAUCAGAAAAUAAUGAACGGCUGGCAGGUUGAAGAGGCUGAUGACUGGCUGCGCUAUGGCAACGCCUGGGAGAAAGCACGUCCUGAGUACAUGCGCCCUGUGCACUUCUACGGCAGGACUGAGCAUCACCCUGACGGUGUCAGAUGGGUUGACACUCAGGUAGUUUUAGCCCUGCCAUAUGACACCCCAGUCCCUGGCUACAGAAACAACGUAGUCAACACCAUGAGGCUGUGGUCUGCAAAGGCGCCAUGCGAAUUUAACCUUAAAGACUUCAAUGUUGGUGGCUACAUUCAGGCUGUGCUGGACCGUAACCUGGCUGAGAACAUUUCCCGUGUGCUGUAUCCCAAUGACAACUUCUUCGAGGGCAAGGAGCUGCGUCUGAAGCAGGAAUACUUUGUGGUGUCUGCCACCCUGCAAGACAUCAUUCGCCGUUUCAAGGUCUCCAAGUUUGGCUCCAGGGAGAUUGCUCGCACAGAUUUCAGCAAACUGCCUGACAAGGUUGCCAUCCAGUUGAAUGACACUCACCCGGCUAUGGCUAUUCCUGAGUUGAUGAGGGUUCUGCUUGAUGAAGAGAAACUUCCAUGGGAUAAGGCCUGGGAUGUGUGCGUGCGAACCUGUGCUUACACCAAUCACACAGUUCUCCCAGAGGCUCUGGAGCGAUGGCCAGUGGACCUGUUUGCCCAUCUGUUGCCCCGCCACUUGGAAAUUGUCUAUGAAAUCAAUCGUCGCCACCUGGAGAACGUUGCGGCAAAGUUCCCUGGUGAUGUUGAUCGUCUGAGCCGUAUGUCCCUAAUUGAAGAAGGAGGACAGAAGAGGAUCAACAUGGCCCAUUUGUGCAUCGUUGGGUCUCACGCAGUCAAUGGCGUGGCCCAGAUCCACUCGGACAUCCUCAAAGCCACUGUCUUCAAGGACUUCUAUGAAAUGGAACCACAGAAGUUCCAGAACAAGACAAACGGCAUCACCCCUCGCCGUUGGCUGGUGAUGUGUAACCCUGGCCUGGCUGAGGUCAUCGCCGAGAGAAUCGGCGAGGAUUUCAUCCGUGACCUUGACCAGUUGCAGCGUCUGCGCAAGUUUGUGAACGACGACGCUUUCAUCCGUGAUGUUGCCAAAGUGAAGCAGGAAAAUAAAUUGAAAUUUUCCAUGCACUUGGAAGAGCACUAUAAGGUUAAGAUCAAUCCAAGCUCCAUGUUUGACGUUCAAGUCAAAAGAAUCCACGAAUACAAGAGGCAGCUUCUCAACUGUCUGCACAUCAUCACCUAUUACAACCGAAUCAAGAGAGAGCCCAACAAGCAGUGGACUCCGAGAACCAUCAUGAUUGGAGGAAAGGCUGCUCCUGGCUACCACACUGCCAAGAUGAUUAUUCGUCUGAUCACAGCUAUCGGCGAAGUGGUCAACAAUGAUCCCGUGGUGGGAGACAGGCUCAAAGUCAUCUUUUUGGAGAACUAUAGAGUCACGCUUGCCGAGAAAGCCAUCCCAGCUUCUGACCUGUCCGAGCAGAUCUCCACAGCGGGCACUGAGGCCUCCGGCACUGGCAACAUGAAGUUCAUGCUGAACGGUGCUCUGACCAUUGGAACCAUGGAUGGAGCCAAUGUGGAAAUGGCUGAGGAGGCGGGUGGGGACAAUCUCUUCAUUUUUGGCAUGAGGGUGGAAGAUGUUGAUGAAAUGGACAAGAAAGGAUACCAUGCUCAGGAGUACUACAAUCGCAUGCCUGAGCUGAAACAAGCGAUUGACCAGAUUGCUGGAGGCUUCUUCAGCCCAAAGCAGCCUGACUUGUUCAAAGAAAUCGUCAACAUGUUGAUGCACCAUGACAGAUUUAAAGUCUUCGCUGAUUAUGAGGACUAUAUUAAAUGCCAGGAGAAAGUUAACGCGCUUUAUAAGAACCCCAAGGAAUGGACCAAGAAGGUGAUCUACAACAUUGCUGGAUGUGGAAAGUUCUCCAGUGACCGCACCAUUGCCCAGUAUGCCCGUGAGAUCUGGGGGAUGGAGCCGACGCUCGAGAAACUCCCUAACCCUGAUAAACUAGACUAAACUGGCCACAUGACAGCAUCAUCAACAUCAUCAUAAAUAUGAACUUGUCUUAACUUUCAAGAUUGAGGCUGUGCCAGGCGGUUAAAGUGCAUCCGAAAGGUUCAUCCACAGUUUCAAAUUAAAUUCUACCUGCAUCACUUCACAGUGUCACAAACAAAACCCAUAGCUACACUUUGCAUGU
Phyllopteryx taeniolatus (common seadragon) is the source of this 2811-nucleotide messenger RNA. It is a transcript of the gene pygma, whose product is annotated as phosphorylase, glycogen, muscle A. Gene Ontology annotation, biological process: glycogen catabolic process. The record is from RefSeq and is a predicted model, not a curated record. Gene Ontology annotation, cellular component: cytoplasm. The coding region runs from base 102 to 2630 and encodes 842 amino acids. Gene Ontology annotation, molecular function: glycogen phosphorylase activity; pyridoxal phosphate binding. The transcript is spliced from 20 exons. NCBI's taxonomy places the organism in Eukaryota, Metazoa, Chordata, Actinopteri, Syngnathiformes, Syngnathidae.